Molecule: messenger RNA, 2133 nt
Organism: Astrephomene gubernaculifera
Lineage: Eukaryota; Viridiplantae; Chlorophyta; Chlorophyceae; Chlamydomonadales; Astrephomenaceae
Source: the annotation of a GenBank genome assembly
GGGAGGGCGGCGGAGGCAAGGUAGACCGACCGCAGCUGCAACGACCGGCUUGCUUCAGGCCCAUCCCAACCGGACCCCCACCGCCGCCUCUCCAGCCGCAGCAACUCCAACCGCACCAGCAGCACCAAUUCGCCGUACAGGGGCUGUCGUACAGCCUCUCCGCGGCGGCGCAAGCGGCGCUAGCGGCGCAGCUGCAGCAACAGCAGCAGCGUCAGGUCGCCGCCGCUGCCGCCGUCGCUGCCAGCCCACAGCAGCAAGCUAAUGCGGCGGCGGCGGCGCAGCUGCUUGCUCAGCAGAUGCUGCUGCAGCAGGCGGCAGCCGCGGCGGCGGCGGCAGCGCAGCAGCAGCAGCAGCUGCGGGGUUCGGAGCCCGCGGAGGCGGGGGCCACCUCGGCGGCGGCUGUGGCGGCUAAGCUGGCGGCUGCUGCGGCGCCGGGUCGGGGGGGCACCGCUAACGCUACUGCAGCAGCAGGGGGGCCACAGCAACCGCAGUUAGCAGGUCUGGCCCAAGCGCUCAGUGACCCCGCCGCGGCUGCUCAGCUGGCAGCGGUGCUGCUGCGGAGUACGGCAGCGCAGCAGCAGCAGCUGUUGCAGCUGGGUGUGCAGCAGCAACAGCAGGCGGCGGCGGGGGGAACAGCAGCAGGAGGAGGAGGAGGAGGGACGACCAUGGAUGCUUUGACGUCGGUGUUGGUCCAGCGGUUAGCGCAGCAACAGCAGCAACAGCAACAAGGGGCGCAGCAGGCGAGUCAGUUGUUAGCGGCGGCUACAUUGCUCAAGCAGCAGCAACAACAACAGCAGCAGCAGCCGUUGCAGCUGCAGCUUCAGGCAGCAGCGGCAGUAGCGGGGGGAGCAGGUGCAGCAACAUCCACAACGGCGGCGCAGCACCAACAGCAACAACUCCAACAGCUCCUCCUUCAACACCAACGGCACCAACAGCAACAACAGCUGCUACAACAGCAGCAACAGCUCCUCCUACAACAGCACCAACAACACCAGCAGCAGCAGCGGCAACAACAGCAGCAGCCGCCUGCGGACCUGCAGCAUGCGUUGUUGCUGCAGGGGCAUGCAGCAGCCGGCAUGAACCCUUCCGCGGUGCUGCAGGCAGCUCUGCGACAGCAACAAGAGGGGCUCGUUUCGGCGGCUGCGGCAGGCGUCGGGGCAGGAGGAGGAGGCGGAGGGGGAGAUGUGAACAUGGCCGAUGCGGGGACAUCGUAGGGCUAUCGUAGUGCUGGGGUAGGUAGGUUGGACUGGAUUGGAGUGGCAGCACAGUGGUAGGAGAGCGGGCGGGUAGUGCAUGGCGGGGGAGUUGGGUUGGUGGGUCAUUGGGUAAGGGGUUGCGGAGGCGUUUUCGUGAGGGUUGAAGAGGAACAGGUAGGAGUACAUAGGAAUUGUAUGGUGGCCCAGGAGGGGGGUGGCUGCAUUGCAGACAUGGUUUCCUUUAGACGUGGAGCACAGCAGCAGCAGUAGCGAUGGAGGAUGGACUUUCGUCGGCAUAUCCCGAACCCGCACGCAUGCGUGUGGGGUCUGUGUGACGGACUGGCGCACAUUACCGGUAGCGACACAAGGAAUAUGCUUGGACAUCUAGUUGUGUGUUAUAGGCCAACUGGGUCCCCAGUGGGGAAUGGCUUUGCUUUAAGAGAUGAAAACAAGUCCCUCUGGAAGGGGGCAGCAUACCAACGGAGCAGGAGCCUUCCGUGUGUCUUCUAGGGGUUCGUUGCUGCGGCGGGUACACCAUGCAGGAAGGCGCCAUGGAGUCUUAGGUUGCACCCACGACCCAGGGGAUUUGCAGGAAACCGCUGAGCCACUUUACAGGGAGAAGCAACAAUGGUCAAAACAUGCGCAGGGCCCUGAAACACCGCUGUGUAGCUGUUGCGGUGUUCGGCAGCCGUUGCAUGCGCCCCCCUACAACGGCAGCUCCACCAGUGGCGGCACCAGCGGAGAGGUGGCAGCAUGGCGGGAUCUGCUGGUGGUGGGGCGAGGCACGCCUCAUCAACAGGACAGGACAGGAGAUGACGGCUGCGUGGAGGGGCGCCCUCUGGGACAGCGCCACAUGUUGUGACUUGGUAAUGCGAAGCGGCGGUCGCAGUUAGGGAGGCACAUGGGCAGGAGGCGCGCGCGGCGCGCGCGGGAAGGG